ACUGUUCUCUCUCUCUCUCUGUGUGAGUUCAGGAAAAUGGCCGAGGCCAGUAUUUCAGUAGCUCAGGACCAGUUCAUGUGUCCAGUGUGUCUGGAUCUCCUGAAGGAUGCGGUGACUAUCUCCUGUGGUCACAGUUUCUGUAAGGUGUGUAUUAAUGGCUGCUGGGAUCAGGAGGAUCAGAAGGGCAUCUACAGCUGUCCUCAGUGCAGAGACACUUUCACGACAAGGCCUGUUCUACGCAGAAACAACAUGCUGGAUGAAGUGGUGGAGAAACUGAAGAAGAAGACUGAAGUCCAAGCUGCUUCUCCUGCUCAUUGUUACGCUGGACCUGGAGAUGUGGAGUGUGAUUUCUGCACCGGGAGAAAACACAAAGCCGUCAAGUCCUGUCUGAUUUGUUUGACUUCAUUUUGUGAAAUUCAUCUGAAACCUCAUCGUGAAGUUCCUGCUUUGAAAAAACACACAUUAAUUGAAGCCUCAGCAAAACUCCAAGAGAAGAUCUGCUCUGAACAUAACAAGCUGAUUGAGAUCUACUGUCGUACUGAUCAAACCUGCAUCUGUUAUUUGUGCAUGUUGGAGAAACAUAAAAACCAUGACGCUGUUUCAGUUGCAACAGAAAGAGCUGAAAAACAGACACAAACUCAUGUUUCUAUUUUUCUCUCCACAGCUGCAGCAGUUCAGAUCAUUUCAGAACCAGAACCACAGAGCAGAGGAGAGUUUCUGAAAUAUUUCUGUUAUCUGACUCUGGAUCCCAACACGGCACAUCGUCGCCUCAUUCUGUCUGAGAAGAACAGAGCGGUGAGAUGGAGUGAGAGAGAGCAGCGUUACUCUGAUCAUCCAGAGAGAUUUGAUUCCUACAGGCAGGUGUUGUGUAAGGAGAGUGUGUGUGGACGCUGUUACUGGGAGGUGGAGCGGAGCGGUGCUGCUGGUGUGUUCAUAUCAGUCUCAUAUAAAGACAUCAGAAGGAAAGGAGAGGGUAAUGAGUGUGGGUUUGGAUACAACAAUCAGUCCUGGAGUCUGUGCUGUUCUUCUUCUUCUUCUUCUCUCUCUUUCUGUCACAACAGCAUUGAGACUGAUCUCAUAGUUCCAUCAGCCUCCAGAAUAGGAGUGUAUGUGGAUCACAGUGCAGGAACUCUGUCCUUCUACAGCGUCUCUGACACGAUGAAGCUCCUCCACAGAGUCCACACCACAUUCACUCAGACUCUAUACGCUGGGUUUGGGUUCAGGUUCGGGCUCCUUUGGUUUUCUGGUUCUACAGUGAGAUUGUGUGAUCCAGAAUAAGUGUGUAGUGUUUUCUGUAAAAUUCCUGCACGUUGCCACGUUGUUGCUCAGUCGUCUGUUUCACUAGAACACAAUCCAGCUGCACAAAAACACUCAUUUUAAUAUUUAGAUUAUAAAAUAUGCCGAUGUCGUGUUCAUCCCAUAUUCAGCCUGGAUGAUGAUUGGCCCGCAGAUAGAACCUUAUAAAUCCAGGUUUAUAUGUGAGUUCGGGUUUUUUAUUCAAAUAUGACAGUCAAAGCUUUGCAGAAUAAAAGAUAAGAGCACAGGAGAAUAAAGUUUCCCCCAGUGAUGGAGUUUCUGUGCUGAACUCAUUUUCAGACAGAAGCUUUUAAUACUGAGGUCAGGAUGUCAGCAAGCUGCUGUAUUGAUACGCAACGGGGGUUUUCUCCACUUUGGAUGGAUAUUUUUAGAUUAUUUAAUCUGUGGAAAAUAACCACAGUGUCUUAAAUAUGUGUUUGUGAAAAUCACUGUAAACCUACAACUGACUUUCCUCCAAAAAACAUUUCUUUUAAUGUCAUAU
Neoarius graeffei (lesser salmon catfish) is the source of this 1798-nucleotide messenger RNA. Its product is annotated as E3 ubiquitin-protein ligase TRIM16-like. Lineage: Eukaryota; Metazoa; Chordata; Actinopteri; Siluriformes; Ariidae. The record is from RefSeq and is a predicted model, not a curated record. The transcript has 3 exons. The coding region runs from base 37 to 1278 and encodes 413 amino acids. Gene Ontology annotation, molecular function: protein binding; zinc ion binding.